Molecule: messenger RNA, 3325 nt
Organism: Ceratosolen solmsi marchali
Lineage: Eukaryota; Metazoa; Arthropoda; Insecta; Hymenoptera; Agaonidae
Product: ubiquitin-protein ligase E3C
Exons: 7
Coding region: 121-3300 (1059 amino acids)
Biological process (GO): ubiquitin-dependent protein catabolic process; protein polyubiquitination
Molecular function (GO): ubiquitin protein ligase activity
Source: RefSeq, a predicted model, not a curated record
AUGUAAACGUAUUCCAAAAAUCAAAACUUUUUGAAGGUUUUGCAGAUAUUUGAUACAAUAAUAAACUCAUCGUAGUUUCAAUGCAUUCUGGUUUUGAUUAUAUAAUAAAUUCUAAUAAUUAUGUAUAGUUUUGAGGGAGAUUAUAGGCGUAAGCCUCAACAAAAUUUAGCUGGUGCUAGUCGGAGAGAUGAAAGAAAUGCUCUCCUUCAACAUGCACAUUUAGAGCGAUUAAAACGUGAACAACAGCGUAACAAACAUAAUGCUACUGUUAAAAUUCAGGCCCAUGUACGUAGUUUUAUUGUAAGGCAAUCAAUUAGAAGACAAGAAAGAUAUGAAUUUGAUAAAAUGCAACAAACAAUUGGUGUAAAUCAAAUAAAUAUAUUUGAAUUAAUACCUUUUAUAAAGAAAUUGUUCUUUUUUUAUUCAUACCAAUAUGAUGGAAAUAGAUUUAUUUGGUUACUUCAACAUGUUCUUAAACUUCAAGAAGAAAUUAAAUUAAAGUUUGUUUCAAAUUCAGAAUGGUUAUGGCGAAUCAGGUGGAUACUUAAAAUGUCUAUGGAAUAUAGUCUUGAAACUGUAUUAACAAAUAUAGUUCAAUCGAUAGCUAUACCUUUGAGAAUUUUGGAAGUUUUUACCACACAAGAAGAUAAUAAAAUAAUCAUUGGAAACAACUUUAAUCUACAUUUAAAAAAAAUAUUUGCUUAUUUAGUAAAAAAUAAAUAUUUUGAACAAGUUAAACAAUUAAUUGAAGCAAAAAUUCCACCUAAUUUAGAUUUAUUAACAACUCCACCAACUGCAAUGACUAAAUGGUUUUUUGAAAUGAUACAGCGACCUUUAAGUGUUGUCAAUCAUAUAGACAAUGCUAAUGAAUUCUGUUUUUUGAUUUUACACGAAUUCUGCAGAAGUAUUCUGUCUCAAAAAUUGACAAAUUCAAUAUCAAAUUUUAUUAUUCCUGCUCUCUUGGAAUUUAAAGAAUUUCCAUAUGAUAAAUUUAUUAAUUGUAUCAAUCGUUAUAACCCUCAACCUACUAUCAGCUUAUUAUAUUCUGUUCUUCUACUAGAACCUCCAGGAUAUUGCAAAUCAAAAGGUAGUCUUAUUAAUUAUCUACAAGUGCUGGCAUCUCUUAGUUCCACCAUAAAUUCUCCAAUUGGCCAAGAUAAUCUGAAUAGCAAUGGCUCUGACAGUGACAGUGAUUCAGGACCAAUGGGUAGUGGUGAAGCAGAUAUAGUACAUCGUUGUAUUGAAAUGCUAAAUGAAGAAUACCGUGUGCAAAGUAUUCUUAUCGCUGUAGAUCAGAGCGAUGAUCUCAUAGUCAUGCAGCCCAUUUGUCAAUUGUGCCACAAUCUCCUGAUAACAAACAAAAACGCCAUACAUAAAUACAAACUCCUAUAUAUGCUUGCUUUUAAACCAACCUUUCUCAGGCAACUAUGGAGUAAUCUACUGACGGUUAGUCAGACGUCACUUUUCGGUGGUUCUACGCCUUAUCUACAUAUUAUCUCGAGAGGAAUUGCCCUUUCGGCAGAGGACACCACAAGGAUCGUUCCGCUUCUAGCGGUAUUUUGCUCACUCUUCAGUCUGCUGAUAGCUACAUUACAUGAUACAGAAUUUUUCAUCGAGCCUUCAGGCAUGGAACUUACCAUGACGAACAGUAUAGAUAGAGGGCAGCAAACCAUGCCUUUUACAACGUACGACUUAGCUGUACUCAGCUCACAUUUGAAAGGAGUUUGUCUUGGAUUAGUUGAAUUGGCCUUUCCAGAUACUAGACCAUCAGUCAGAGAUGACUAUAAGAAUGCGGUUUUGGGACCUUCAACUUCAAUGUCUUCAACUCCACAAAAUACACAAAUGUGGGCACACCUUUUUAAGGUAACCGUGGGCCUGCUGCGGCAACUACAUACACGUGACCUCAGACGUCAGUUUUGCCCGGAUGCCCACUGGAUAGCUUCAAAUAUCGUUAUUCCAAUGAACAAGCCUCAGGACUUCAGUCUUCGUCGACGUCGACUACGCAAUUACAUUCCAUUUCAGGGCCUACGCGUAUUUACCCGAGAAGAAAUUGAAGAUGGGCCACCUCUCUCUACAACUGAAUUGCGAACUUUGACAUUACUUAGGGAAAUUCCCUUCGUUGUGCCAUUUAACGAUCGUGUAAUCGUUUUUCAAUCAUUGAUUAAUCGAGACAAAUGUGAACAGCAAGGCGAGUUGACGCACUUCAUGCAAGGCCCUUCUAUUCACAUCUCUGUUAGGAGAAACUAUUUAUAUGAGGAUGCUUUUGAUAAAUUAUCGCCAGAAAAUGAACCCGAGAUGCGACUCAAGAUGCGAGUACAACUGGUAAAUGCAGUUGGGUUAGAAGAAGCAGGAGUAGAUGGAGGUGGACUCUUUAGAGAGUUUCUAUCCGAAUUGUUGAAGACCAGCUUUGAUCCAAAUAGAGGCUUCUUCAAACUUACUAAAGAUAAUAUGCUCUAUCCAAAUCCCACUGUUCAUCUACUCGUGGAUAACUUUCCAAAGCACUACUUUUUUAUAGGUAGAAUACUCGGUAAAGCUUUGUACGAAAAUCUUCUUGCUGAAUUACCGUUUGCUGAAUUUUUCCUGUCAAAAAUCGUUGGCACACAAUCCGACGUAGACGUUCAUCACUUGGCUUCCUUAGAUCCUAUUAUGUAUCGGAAUCUACUCUAUCUAAAAAGUUACAAAGGAGACGUAACGGAUCUCGGCUUAGACUUCACAAUUUUAUCCGAUGAAUUAGGCGAGAGGCGCGUUGAUGAACUUAAACAAGGCGGCGCUAAUAUAACUGUUACUAAUCACAAUCGAAUAGAAUAUAUACAUCUAAUGGCUGAUUAUAAACUUAAUAAGCAAAUUAGAGCUCAGUGUCACGCGUUUAAACAAGGUAUAGGCAAUGUUGUAUCUCUGGAUUGGCUGCAAAUGUUCAAUAACAAGGAAUUACAAGUACUAAUUUCGGGGGCACAAAUACCUGUAGAUGUAGGAGAUCUAAAGCAACACACAAAUUAUACAGGUGGAUAUGCUCCAGACCAUCCAACAAUCAUUACAUUUUGGAAAGUCAUUAAUGAAUUUAAUGAUCAACAAAAGAGUCAAUUGUUAAAAUUUGUAACAAGCUGCAGUAGACCUCCUCUUCUUGGAUUUAAGGAACUUGAUCCUCCAUUUUGUAUUCAGCUUGCUGGCAGUGUGGAUCGAUUACCAACUUCUAGUACAUGUAUGAAUCUACUAAAGCUCCCACAAUUUCCAGAUGAACAGACAUUGAAGGAAAAAUUAUUAUAUGCAAUUCAAUCUGGUGCUGGUUUUGAACUUAGCUAAAAAACUAUUACCCAUUUGAAUUACA